Molecule: messenger RNA, 237 nt
Organism: Phytophthora megakarya
Lineage: Eukaryota; Oomycota; Peronosporomycetes; Peronosporales; Peronosporaceae
Source: the annotation of a GenBank genome assembly
AUGCCCUUAGGCCUGAAGAAUGCGCCCCAGAUCUAUCAACGUAUGAUCGAUAACGUGGGUUCACCCGGAUCCCGAAGUCUGAAGAUCAUGGAAGUACUUCGGAUGUGUUUGAGGACGGGGAACCAGUGGAUCCAGGCAAGCCUUCGAUCAUAUAUCGAUGACAUCUUGAUCCCCGCCGAUAACCGGGACCAACUAUGUGACCGAGUCGUGGGGUUGCUCGAAGCAUGUGAUAAGUAG